This is a messenger RNA of Odocoileus virginianus texanus, 1796 nucleotides long. The record is from RefSeq and is a predicted model, not a curated record. NCBI's taxonomy places the organism in Eukaryota, Metazoa, Chordata, Mammalia, Artiodactyla, Cervidae.
GUGGACGUGCAAGACCUUAUAUGCCAGGGUGACACAGGUGUGACCCUCCUGUGGUGCCCUGGGGUCCUGGACCCCUCCCCAGCCUACCCAGUGCCCCACAGCAGAUGAACCAGCUCUGGAGGUUGGGUGCUGUCAGAAGGGAAGCAGGAAGUGGAAGUGAGGCGUGAGCCCAGACCCGCUUCGCGGGCCGAAGGUGGUGCUGCCAGGAAGGGGAGGGGCCAGUGGUUUGUGUCUCAAAAGGGACCACGCUGCACGGGGCAAAGGGUGGCUGCAGACCCAGAGGCAGGCAUGCGGGCCCUAGCCAGCAACAUCUCAGGUAAGGAGAGAGUCUGGGAGUGUAUGGUUGUGACCUGACUCAGGUGCCCUUUGGAGGCUGUGAGAACAGAUGGAUGAUGAGAGUGGGAGCAGGGACACCAAGGUGGACCAGACUACUGGCCCAGGUGCCAUGCAGUGCCCAGUCAACUUCUCGGAGGCUGCGGAUCGCAUCCUCAGUGGCCUCCAGGAGGACUUCCUGUGGCCCAUGCUGGCAGCCGAGUUCCUGGUGGCCUUGGCCGGCAAUAGCCUGGCCCUGUACCGCUUCUGCAGCCGGGAGCAGCGCCCUUGGCCCCCAGCUGUGAUCUUCUCGGCCCAGCUGGCGGUCAGCGACCUGCUCUACGCCCUGUCGCUGCCCCCCCUGGCUGCCUACUUCUACCCGCCCAAGCACUGGCGCUACGGGGAGACUGCCUGCCGCCUGGAGCGCUUCCUCUUCACCUGCAACAUGCUGGGUAGCGUCAUCUUCAUCACCUGCAUCAGCCUCAACCGCUACAUGGGCAUCGUCCACCCCUUCUUCACCCACAGCCAACUGCGGCCCAAGCAUGCCUGGGCUGUCAGCGCUGCUGGCUGGGCGCUGGCAGUCUUGCUUGCUGCCCCCACGCUCAGCUUCUCUCACCUGAGCCGGUCCCAGCACAAAGGCCAGUGCUCUGUGGCCAGUCCGGGGGCCUGUAUCAAGUGCCUGGGGACAGCGGAUGACAGCCAGCUCGAGGCCUACCGGGUCUACCACCUGGUGCUGGCAGCCCUGGGCUGUGGCCUGCCGCUGCUGCUGACCCUGGCAGCCUACGGCGCCCUGGGGCGGGCCGUGCAGCACAGCCACGGCAUGACGGCGGCCAGCAAGCUGCAGGUCACGGUGCUGGUGGCCAGUGGUGUGGCCCUCUACGCGAGUUCCUACGUGCCCUACUACAUCACAGCGACGCUCAACAUGUAUGCCCGGCUGCGCUGGCGAGCCCUCUGCCCGGGUUUUGAGAACAAGGCCGCGGCUGAGAAGGCCCUGGCCUGGAAAACAUACUUUGCCCACCAGGUGACCCGGGGCCUGGUGCCCUUGGCCAUCUGCAUCCACCCGCUGCUCUACAUGGCUGUGGUGCCCAGCCUGGCCUGCUGCCGCCAAUGCUGCCCAGGCUGUGGGCAGGGUCAGACCCCAGGGGACACUGCGUGCCAAGCCCUGCCCCUCAACGUCACAGCCACCCCCCAAACCUCAGGGCUCCAGUCUCCCAAACUGAGCCCAUGACCUGGCCCACCUUCAGCCCCCUCCUCAUCACAAGAUGCUGGAACCCAGCCCCGAGCCCCCCCAACAAGCCAGGAGCCCCCACUUCCUCCCCACAGAAAGGCCUCCGGCGGGACCCGGGGGCCCGCAUGCCAGAGCUGCAGGAGCUUCCACUCACAGCAGUAAACCUGGGCAGGGCCUCGGAGCAAACCCAUGAUUGGGGGGGUGGCCCACCCACAACAGUGUGAUUGACAUCAGGGAAUAAAUGGAUGGAACAGCA